UUCGUUUCCUGUUGUGUUCGAAAGAAGAAAUUUGUGGCUCGACACACCUAUCAAUAUUGUGUAGUCUUUCUGUGCUUUAUUGCUUCUGUCAUCGAAUAGGCCCGUGCAUGCACCAUGAAGACUAUGCCAUCCCUCGAGUUUCGGCAAUCUUUGAAAGGGGGACGACCAAUCCCAGCCGAUGAGCUGCGUCAAAGCCUUUCACACCAAGAAGUCGAAUACGGCUCUUUUCUCCCAAAAUCUUCAACUUUCCAUGAAACAGAAUUACGGCCCUGCUCGGAAUUGCAAAAACGCCGUUACCAACGAGAUUUGAUUUUGCUCGCAUGCGCAGCACUCAUCAUCUUGUACGUCAGUGGUUUUCCGCCAAGAAUUAAGAAUGCUGGUAUCUUCAAGAAAACUUCCUCAAUUAUUCCAGAGGGUACUACAUACGCUGCAACAACAGCAGAACUGAAAAACGAGAUUCCGGCCUGCGGAGACGAACCAUGUUUUCAUCCUGACCGCGUUCAAGUACGCCGAGAUCGACCAUAUUUCCCAUCGUUUUGGAAUUACAAUGGUAACCUAAGUGUUUCGUAUGAUGAACGUGCAAUACGUAUCAAUGACAAGCGUGUUUUACUCUUGUCUGGUAGCAUGCAUCCGGUACGCGCGACUCGCGGUACCUGGGAGCAUGCUUUGGACGAAGCUGUCUACAAUGGUCUCAAUAUGAUUACGGUAUAUAUUUUUUGGGGUGCGCAUCAAUCCUUUCGUGACGAACCGUUAAACUGGUCCUUGGACGGAUCUAGUAUAGGUCCAAAAGAAUCUCAAUGGGAAUUGGCAGACGCUCUCCGGUCGGCGGCCAAUCGAGGUCUUUUCAUCCAUGUUCGGAUUGGACCAUACGCUUGUGGUGAAUAUACUUACGGAGGCAUUCCCGAAUGGCUCCCUUUGCAAAGUUCGACGAUGCGUAUGAGAAGGUUGAAUCGGCCCUGGUUAGACGCUAUGGAGGGUUUCGUAGCUGCUACAAUCACCUAUUUGUCUUCUUUCAAUCUUUGGGCUCAUCAGGGAGGACCGAUUCUCAUCGCUCAGAUUGAAAAUGAACUCGGAAGUGGCGUUGAUGGCUCUGCGGCCGCAAAUUACGUUGUACUUGAACGUGAUGAGUUCAAUGACGACAAACACGAAGACUCUCAUCUUCUCCAACUUGAUCGAUACGGGCACAUUUUGGAAAAUGCAUCGUCUCGCGGUAUGGAUUCUGAGUUGCGCAAUGCAACUGUCCAGGACUAUGCGGACUGGUGCGGCAACCUAGUGGCACGAUUGGCUCCGAACGUCAUCUGGACAAUGUGUAACGGUCUUUCGGCGGAGAACACAAUUUCGACUUUCAAUGGAAACAAUGGGAUCGACUGGUUAGAAAAAUAUGGAGAUUCGGGUCGUAUACAGGUAGACCAACCUGCGAUUUGGACUGAAGAUGAAGGUGGAUUUCAGCUGUGGGGUGACCAACCCUCGAAACCUAGCGAUUACUUCUGGGGUCGCACAUCUCGUGCCAUGGCCACUGAUGCUUUGCAAUGGUUUGCACGCGGUGGGACGCAUCUGAACUAUUAUAUGUGGUGGGGUGGGUACAACCGCGGUCGCUCAUCAGCUGCCGGGAUUAUGAAUGCGUAUGCUACGGAUGCUUUCUUGUGCUCAUCUGGCCAGCGGCGACAUCCCAAGUAUGAUCACUUUCUUGCGCUGCAUUUGGUUAUUGCUGACAUCGCAGCAAUUUUGCUACACGCCCCCACGUCAUUGCUCAAAAAUGCUUCGGUAGAGAUAAUGGACGGCGACGAUUGGAUUGUUGGUGACAAUCAACGACAGUUCCUCUACCAAGUUCUGGACACACACGAUUCGAAACAAGUAAUAUUUUUGGAAAACGAUGCCAACACAACUGAGAUGGCUCGACUCACAGGGGCGAAAGCAGACGACUCAUUGGUGUUUGUAAUGAAACCAUACUCAUCGCAAAUUGUAAUCGAUGGCAUUGUAGCUUUCGAUUCAUCCACUAUUUCAACUAAAGCGAUGUCUUUCCGGAGGACAUUGCAUUAUGAACCAGCAGUGCUCCUCCACCUCACAUCCUGGUCGGAGCCAAUUGCGGGUGCGGAUACUGACCAAAAUGCUCAUGUCAGUACCGAGCCUCUCGAGCAAACAAAUUUGAAUUCAAAGGCGUCUAUAUCGAGUGACUAUGCAUGGUAUGGGACGGAUGUGAAGAUCGACGUCGUCCUUUCUCAGGUGAAGUUGUACAUCGGUACGGAAAAGGCUACGGCACUGGCUGUCUUCAUAGAUGGGGCGUUCAUAGGAGAAGCAAACAAUCACCAACAUGCUGAAGGUCCUACUGUUUUGUCCAUAGAAAUCGAGUCGUUGGCAGCAGGGACGCACCGACUGGCGAUUCUUUGCGAAUCGCUAGGUUAUCACAAUCUAAUUGGGCGAUGGGGGGCUAUCACCACAGCAAAGCCGAAAGGCAUUACAGGGAAUGUUCUCAUCGGUUCCCCACUGCUAUCGGAAAAUAUCAGUCUCGUCGACGGGAGACAAAUGUGGUGGUCACUUCCAGGCUUAUCUGUUGAACGAAAAGCUGCGAGACAUGGUCUUCGUAGAGAGAGUUUUGAAGAUGCUGCUCAAGCUGAAGCAGGCCUUCAUCCUUUGUGGUCCUCGGUUUUGUUUACUUCGCCGCAAUUCGACUCUACAGUGCACUCUUUGUUUCUUGAUUUGACGUCAGGCAGAGGCCAUCUUUGGUUAAAUGGCAAAGAUUUAGGCAGGUACUGGAACAUUACCCGCGGUAAUUCUUGGAACGACUACUCUCAGCGCUACUACUUUUUGCCUGCCGACUUUCUUCACCUGGAUGGCCAAUUGAACGAGCUUAUCUUGUUCGACAUGCUUGGUGGGGAUCACUCUGCCGCUAGACUUCUGCUGAGCUCCAUAGAAGAGUCCGAAACGUCCAAAUUUUCUGACGAAGUGGACUUUGCACUUGCGUGUAUAUAAGAAAGUGCGUCUACUAGCUCGCGAAGAAAGUACACUCUACUUUUGUUUAUUAAAGAAACUACUCGGUAAGGAAUUUAGAUAAAGGAUUGACUCUAUGAC
This is a messenger RNA of Phaeodactylum tricornutum CCAP 1055/1, 3069 nucleotides long. Its product is annotated as beta-galactosidase. The record is from RefSeq and is a predicted model, not a curated record. Gene Ontology annotation, biological process: carbohydrate metabolic process. Gene Ontology annotation, cellular component: cell wall; vacuole. Gene Ontology annotation, molecular function: beta-galactosidase activity. The coding region runs from base 115 to 2970 and encodes 951 amino acids. NCBI's taxonomy places the organism in Eukaryota, Bacillariophyta, Bacillariophyceae, Surirellales, Neidiaceae. The transcript is spliced from 2 exons.